Molecule: messenger RNA, 1883 nt
Organism: Sclerotinia trifoliorum
Lineage: Eukaryota; Fungi; Ascomycota; Leotiomycetes; Helotiales; Sclerotiniaceae
Source: the annotation of a GenBank genome assembly
UGGAUUGGAUUGUCUUAUAAUUAUCAUUCCUGGCGUCUAUUUCACCCCCAUGAGUCCAGUCAUUACAAAGAAUAAGCUUUCUAGCUUUCUAGCUUUCUACUUUUCUAGCCAGUCUGGCCUGAAGUAGAAUACCGGUCGUUGAGCUAGUAAUGGCGAACAUCAAGACUGACUAAGGUUAAACCAAAUCCCGUAGACUAGCUUUCCCACAGUAGAGCUCAAAUAAUAAACUUUUUGUGAUGCAUUAUUAGAGCAGAGCACCUAGAAUUACAGGAAUCAUAUGCAUCUUAAUCUUCUUUCUCCUUUUAUUUAUAUACAUUGAUAUUUAGAACUAACUCUUCAAAUUCAUUCAUAAGCUUCGCUUUAUUUCUAUAUUCGAGUCAUUGGGCCAUCUCUUCUUUUCAUCAUUAAAUCCACCAUGGUUUCUCGUGGUGAAAUCUCAACUUACACCAUUGAUCUAUCCCUACCUGCUUCUAAACGAUAUGAAAAGAUUGCCGUAGAUUUCAAAGAACAAUUAUGUGGUUUGCCAAAAGAGCUAGAUGAAACACUUCGACUUUGGCUCAAAAAUUCCUUCCUUGUAUUCCUGUUUAAAUUGUUUGCAUUUUUAUUCAUCCGUCGCUUAUAUUCUGCUGAAGAGAUGGAAGAGGUGAAAGGGAUCGCUAAGAUUUCGGGGGCCAACGUCAGAUUUUUGGUGGCAUUGAACGUAAUGCUUGAUUCAUUAAUGUGCUGUACUGGUGGCGGAGUUCUUGUCAACUCUGAUGAUGAUGUUCAAGACCAGAGUAUGAUGCAUUUAAGGCUUUUGGAUUGGGACCUAGAUGGCUUGAGAGAUAUGCUUCUUGUUCUGGAAUAUGUCAAUUCCAACUCAUCAACUCCCACAAGAGUCAUUGCUAGAAGUAUCACAUAUGCUGGUUACGUGGGAAUUCUUACUGGUGUGAGGUAAGUUCCACGAGAAUUUCCAUACAAUAAAUUGUAACAGUGUAAUCAUUGGCUAAUCAAAUGUAGGGAAAACUUAUCAUUGUCUAUGAACUUUCGUCCAGAAUCUUCAUGGCCUACAUUACCCUUACUUUUCCAUCAGUUCCGUGUCCUGGCCGGAUUUAGCCCAUCAAUCGCAACCAUCUUUCGAUCUCUGAUAAUUGCGCCAAUUGGAUCAACAUUGCCGUCUAUAGUUGAAGCAGCCCGUGUCCUGAGCAAUGAUACCUUUUCUCCAUGCUAUAUCAUCCUCAGCAAUGGUUUCAGCACCUUGAUCAUGGAAAAGUACCGGGACAGAUCGUAUGUGCGCUCUUCUUCUUCCUUCAUUGUCCAAACCAAUCACGAUGUUUUCCUUUGGCAAGCGCGACACCUAUUAGCCGAUCAUGAUGGACACCCAUUUCCUGUUCCUCAGCCCAAUCCAUACCCCGCUCCUCCUACAGGUUCCGCAUUUGGCGAUCCCGGAAUGUACGAAAAGUACCAGGCGUACUGGGGUCACAAAGAUUCCAUAGAUAGGUACAAUUCUCUGCGAGAAAAUUGGAUGGCUAUCCCGGAAGGAAUAGGUACAAAACGAUCAGCGGAGAUCGAGGACGUGAAGAGUUGGAUGAGGUCAAAGCCGGUUGGUAAUACUCGGACGCAUUUUAUGUGUUUGAUGGAUCCUAUCAACGGAGAGAUACCAUGGCUUGAAAGGGGAAGGGAGGAGGCUUUUGUUUGAAAGUACUUGGAGUCGCAAUGUUUUUCUUAGAUACCCGGGUCGGAUACUGUGCGAUCAUUUGGUUUGGCGUUUAUGGAGGAUUUGAAAGAUAUAUAGAAGUAUAAUGUUGGAUAUACUCACGUAAUAUUCUGGAUUUAAUAUCAUUUGGAUGGUAACACAAUUGUGGUCCACGAGUCCCUGUUUGUAAUUUAGAACCAGUCUCUCG